CCAAGGUAGCUAACGUUAGCUCCGCUACUCAAUCCCAGCGGCGUCUACACACAUCGCGAGCCCAAGCGGCGGGGACUUUAAUCGGGCGAUGGCGGCAACUACUCGAGUUUCGGGGAGCGCGUCGUCACGUCGAGGAGGAAAAAACACUUCUUCGUCCGUCCGAAAAUGGAGAGUUCUGCCGUGAGCUGAAAGGGAAAACAUGGGCGCAGGCGCUUCGCUGUCGCUGUGUAGUGACGCGUCCUCAGUGAGAAUCCUGAGGCCACGGACUAAGGUCAGUCCAGAGCCAGUUGCUCUAUCCGACAGGUGUGUGUUUGGUGUUGCCUUUGAAACACUGAGCGAGCGUGGGCAGAUGGUUGGCGGAGUGCCCCUCGUGCUAAGAGACAUGGUGGAGUUCCUGGAUAACAACGGAAUGGACCACAGGGGUCUGUUCCGCCUGUGUGGGUCGGUGGUGCGUACCAAGAAGCUGAGGCAGAGGUGGGACCACGGAGAACGGGUGGACUUGAAGCACGAGGAAGAUGUCUCCACUGUGGCCUCGCUCCUCAAACUCUUCCUUCGGGAAAUGCCCACCCCCAUAGUUCCUGAACCCCGGUGCCAACAGCUGCUCCUGAGCCUCGCAGGCGAUGCAGAUGAGGCAGAGAUGAACCAGUCUCUGAGAGAAAACCUUUGCCAUCUCCCCGGUGACAACCUCAUUAGUUUGUCUUACCUCAUCCACUUCCUGUCCAGAGUGGCCGCUCACAGCCAGUCGAAUCAGAUGCCCUUGAAAAGUCUGGCAACCAUCUUUGGGCCUUGUAUAUUUCAUGUUCCCUCAGGACCCGGGAUGCUAGAGGAGCAGUAUUUGUGUAACGCCCUGUUGCUGCAUCUUCUGAAGCAUCGGAAUGUUCUCUUUCCCGUCCAUGCCGAGGACACAGUGGCCUCCUCCUCCUCCUCACCUCCUCCCACUCUAUCUGCUCUUUCACACUUUGAGGUCCGAUCCAGCAGCCGUGUGGAGAAGUUGCAGGGAGACACCACUUCUAUCUCAGCGACCAGUGCUUUCAACCAAACCAUACGGGUGCAGUGUCCACGCAACAGUCCUGACACGGCGGUGCAGCGUUGUGAAUCCAGCUCUGACGUCAGCGCUGACAUUCAGAAGCCAACUCCAGACCCGGGGGCUUCUGAGGAGACAAGUGGCAGUUCAGAGGGGGGGGGUGUGCUCUGCCGCUACACCGACCCGGGGCCGGAGCAAGACGCGCCUGCUCCGCUCGUCUCUCCUUUUGCUGAACUCAGGAGGCCACCAUUCACCUCCACAUCGAUGGAGACGGAGGAGGAGGUGGACUUUGAGGGCAGAAGGACACUCUCCUCUCCCAUUAAAGACUGUCCAGCGUCCUCCACAGAUAACGGACAGAAAUCAACUAUUUCAGACGGCCGGCAAGCGAAUGAAUCACAGAACAACAACCAAACACCAACUCGGCACACGGAGAGCAUGCUGUGCAGCAACACGGAGGCCCGAACCACCGUGUCUGAGAAGGGGAGGAGAGGAGACGGAGGAGGGUGCCGGGGUUCUUCCUACCGACACGCCGAAUGCAGAGGCAGCAACAACAGCCAUGAUAGCCCCUCCCUCAAGCUACAAGCGCUGGAGAAUGACUUGGGACCACCGGCCUCACCGGUAGACCCCCAGGGUCGCGAUAACCAACCCGCCCAGCAGCAGCCUGUUUACAGUGAGGGGCAGGACCUUUAUGAGGGGCAGGACCUUUAUUUGACCCGGAGGCUGCUUCUCCACUCGCCGUCGUCACCGCUUGCGGAUCCGACCGACACAUCCCCGUCUGUACACAUGGCAUCCCCUCCGUCAUCAGAGUGCAGUUCUCCCCUGUCCACCGCAAUGCUUUCUGAAGGGAAGUCCGGAAAGGACGCCCUGCCGAGCCCACCGGGACCUAAAACCAGCCCACUCCUCUCUUGUUUUACAACCAGUGACUGCCCCAUUCCUUCGCCUCGCUGCCCCAACCUUUCUCACAGCCUGCGCUACAACCUAGACCCCGAAACAGCCCCUUCUCCACCCUGCUCACAGCACAUACGCAUGGCUCGCAGCAGUGACCAUACAGAGUCCGACGUGUCCAUCUUGGUGCUCAAGAGACACAUUUACACCCUGAAGAAGCGGAUUGGGCGUUUUGAGGAUCGUUUUGAACAGGAGAAGCACUAUAAGGCGGCACAUAACGACAAGACGGCACAUCCAGAGGUGGCUGGACUGAUGAAGGAGCUCGUCAAGAGUCGCAAGCAGCUCAAAGAGGUGAAGCAGAGACAAUCAGAAGGGGAUAUGAGACGGGAGGAAGACUUUAUCCCGUCACCUGAAACAUGCAGUACCAGCAAGGACCAGAGAGAGGCAACACUUCCUGGGCCUGAGCUGCAGCAUCUUCACAACAGCAAGCCAGAUGUGGAGGAAACCGUCAACAUGAUAACCAACCGACUGCAGGAGAGACGGCGAGAGCUGGGCCUUGCAGACAGCGUUCAGGAGAUGUCCCAUUUCCAGCUGACAAUGGAGAAGGCCAGUCUGCAGAAGUGUCUGCUCCACUUUGAGAACCUGCACGGACAACCGAGCACCAGGCAGGAGCGGACUCUGAUGAAACCGUUCUACGACCGGUACCGUCUCGUCAAGCAGCGGCUGCUCUCCUCUAAUGCGACGGCGGUCAUCGCGACCAUUGAGGAGGAGGAGGGCUCUGACGAAGAGCGUCCUAAACUGCAAAGCCCCGGGCUGCAUCCACUCCAACCCAAGUCUCCCGGAUGCGAGUCGUCCGACGAGUUGCUGCUUCUGCCUUCCCUGGAGACGUCUGAAACAACUCUGGUGUCCCCGCUGGAGGAGGUGAAGGAUUUACAGCCACAGAUUAUCACCAUGGCAACACUACACGAAGCUUCCAGAGCAGAAUUACUGGAUCACCUCAGGACAGCACGAUCAGAGAAACGGAGGCUUCGCCUUGCGCUCCGGCGGUUCGAGGACCACUUCUACAUGCAGACCGGCAGGGCUUGUCAGAAGGAGGACCGUGGACCGAUGGCAGAGGAGUACUGCCAGUACAAGAACCUCAAAGCGAAGCGCCGUCUCCUCGAGGCCCUGCUCAGUAAACAACAGGACUCAACCCAGACUAGUUGAGUCAACUCACAGUGGGAAUUUAUUUAACAGGACUUGAUGAAUCUGAAAGAUUUUUUUUUUUUUUUCAUGCCAUGCUCAUGGUGUUUAUACACUCUACAUGAAUAACACUGAUGGAAAGUGUAAAUGAAAUGCAGUUUUUGUCCCAAAUACAUGUCAUUUAUAACAAAGUGUAUUUUCUGAAGCACUUCUAUAUGUCAAGGAUGCUAAGCUGUAACAACUUGUUAAUUACAUAUUAGUAAUUCACAAUUACUAUACGCAUGAUAUGGCACUCUUGUUACUUGCCUUUUCUUUUGGACAGCUCUGUCCAUAGUUAACGUGGAAACUGUUAUCUUUGCAAAAAAUAGGUGUCAGCUUGAAUGCAAUCAAUGAGACAAUCAUGUUGUGUUUGUGCAUGUCAGUUUUUUAGUCCUACUUUGUGCUAUGAUAUGCAUAAGAAUUUCAGAGUUGAUCAAUGUACAUGUUCGAUAUGAAAAUAUUAGAACGUUGCCACUCCUGUGCAACAUCUACAUGCCGUCAAAUUGGUGUUUCUCCCCCCCCCAUUCUGCCUGUGUGAAGUUAAACCCCCUUGAAUGCAGUUGUUGACAAUGCUUUUGACAUUGUGCACUUCUGGUUUAUAUAAUUUUCUAUAUAUAGAGAAAUAAUAUAUAUAUAUGAAUGUAUCAAUAAAAAUAAAUAUUUUUUCACAUUUAAACACA
This is a messenger RNA of Pungitius pungitius (ninespine stickleback), 3810 nucleotides long. RefSeq names its product protein FAM13B-like. NCBI's taxonomy places the organism in Eukaryota, Metazoa, Chordata, Actinopteri, Perciformes, Gasterosteidae. The record is from RefSeq and is a predicted model, not a curated record. Gene Ontology annotation, biological process: signal transduction. Bases 200 to 3115 code for a protein of 971 amino acids. The transcript is spliced from 21 exons.